This is a messenger RNA of Adineta steineri, 519 nucleotides long. The record is from the annotation of a GenBank genome assembly. Lineage: Eukaryota; Metazoa; Rotifera; Eurotatoria; Adinetida; Adinetidae.
AUGAUGAAAUUUAUUAUUUGCUUCUGUUUCGUUGCUUUAGUUACAGUUAAUGCUGUUCCAUUUGAAUUAAGUGAUGCAGCACUUGAAUAUUUAGCUAAUGUAAAAUUAGCUGAUUUGCCUGAAUCAAUUCGAUCAUCAUUAACUACUUUGAAAGGUCGUAAUGGUGAUAACUCACAUUGGUGUUGUAUUAAUGAACAACCUAUUACAACCGUAACUGCAACAAAAAUUGAAUAUGGUACAAAAAUUGUGCAUACAAAAACAAAAGUUGGUUAUGUUAGUUGUGGUUUUAUGGGCUCAAUGAGAUGCAGUCACUUCGUUGCAGCUACUCGAGCGGAAAUAUAUAGCUAUAUACAAACAUUUCAAAUUCCUAAUAUGAAUGCAUGCGCUAGUCAUGAAGUUAAAUGUUGUUCUGGUUAUUUACUUGUUGCUGAAAAUUGUCAUUCAUUCACCGAAUUAGUCGCACAACAAGAAUUAAUUCAAUUUUUAUCCCAACUUGGUUUACUUGGUAUCGGAAAAUAA